Messenger RNA from Jatropha curcas, 1003 nucleotides. RefSeq names its product zinc-finger homeodomain protein 8. The record is from RefSeq and is a predicted model, not a curated record. Gene Ontology annotation, biological process: regulation of developmental process; regulation of DNA-templated transcription. Gene Ontology annotation, molecular function: transcription cis-regulatory region binding; DNA-binding transcription factor activity. NCBI's taxonomy places the organism in Eukaryota, Viridiplantae, Streptophyta, Magnoliopsida, Malpighiales, Euphorbiaceae. Gene Ontology annotation, cellular component: nucleus.
UUUUAUUAUCAACAGUCAUCACUGCUCAUCAUCACCAUCAUCAUAACCAUCAAGCUCCUUCUCCUCCCUCCUCCUCCUCCUCUUCCUUUCCUCCUCCACCAUUUCCAUCUAAAGAAGAAAAAGAACCAAAAGAAAAAAAAAAGUUGAAACCCAUUAAUCCAUUUUCUUUUUCUUCACAGAACCCCACCACCAUCACCACCACCACCACCCACCUCUACAAAACCCUAAUUACUUCUGCAACUUCUUUAAAAUCUUUAUUUUUCUUUUUUCUUUAAAACUUAAAUUAAAUGUUUGAGCCAUGGACAUAGGCCCAACAACCACCUCGACCACAAACAACAAUACCAACAACAACACAAAUACCCCCAAUACAAAAUCUCCUGACCAAGAAACGGAAACUCCUAUCCGGAUCCAACCAGCUAAGCCUUUAUCUCUCACCAACGGUCUUCUAAAACGGCACCAUCCUCACCAUCACCACCAUCACCACCACCAUCCUGCAACACCUGUAGUUGUAACUUACAAAGAAUGUCUCAAGAACCACGCCGCUACUUUAGGUGGGCAUGCUUUAGAUGGCUGUGGAGAGUUUAUGCCUUCUCCUACAGCUACCCACACUGAUCCAACUUCUUUAAAAUGCGCAGCCUGCGGUUGCCACCGCAAUUUUCACCGCCGGGAGCCUGAAGAUUCUCCUCCUCCAACUAACACCACUACUACCAUUGAGUACCAACCUCACCACCGUCACCACCCUCCACCACCACCCCCACAAGCACAAUCUUAUCGAAGCCCAAAUUCAGCCUCUCCGCCGCCGAUCUCUUCUGCCUACCCAUCUGCGCCACACAUGCUGUUAGCUCUCUCAGGUGGCGUAUCUGCUGGGUUAAACGAAAAUUCGAAUAUAAACGUUUCGGGUGGCGUUUCGGCAAGAAAACGUUUCAGGACAAAAUUUAGCCAGAACCAGAAAGAGAGAAUGUAUCAGUUUGCGGAGAGAGUUGGAUGUUUCAGGCAAAUUUAA